UCCGCUAGAUGGCUAAGCAUUUUUUGAGCCGUAAGAUGCAAUUUAAAACAUUUAUAAAUAUAAUAUUUUGCAUCCAUUGUAAAGAGCUUCACACGUGCUGAUGUGUAAAUAAAUAUUUACAAUCAUGAAGGAAUCUUUACUGACGAAUUGUGAAAGAAACUUUGUAAAUAAAGCUGUAGAACAAGGCACGCGAUUAGAUGGCAGAAAUUUGUUGGAAGCACGUCCGGUUAAAAUUUAUUUUGGAUCUAAUUGGGGCAGUUGCAUGGUUUUACUUGGUCAAACAAGAGCUGUAGCACAGGUAACAUGUGAUAUUCAGCAACCUAAGACAUCUCGCCCUAAUGAAGGCAUGUUACAUAUAAAUGUUGAACUUAAUGCAAUGGUAACUCAGAAUUUUGAUGCUGGUAAACAAGCAGAAGUUUCAGUAUUAAUUAGUAGACAGCUGGAAAAAUGUUUUAAAGACUCGAAAUGUAUAGAUUUAGAAUCUUUAUGUAUUAUAGCAGAUAAAAAGGUGUGGAAUUUAAGAGUUGAUAUUAAUAUUAUUAAUCAUGAUGGAAAUUUAAUUGAUUGUGCAUCCAUUGCAACAUUGGCUGCACUUUCACAUUUUCAUAGACCAGAUGUAACUUCAACUGGUGAAGAAAUUAUAAUUCACCCAUUUUGUGAAAAAGAUCCAUUACCUUUAACAAUAUACCACUAUCCAGUAUGUGUGUCUUUUAUAACAUUUGAAAGUGGAAAUACAGUUAUGGAUCCUACGUAUAUGGAAGAAAGGGUUGGAGUAGCUCAGUUAACUCUUGGUAUAAACUCAUACAGAGAACUUUGUAGCUUACAUUUUAAUUAUUUGACGAAAACUAUGACUAUCCAAGAUGUUAUAUCAGCAGUUUCUAGUUAUGCUGCAAAUUAUGCUACUGAAUUAGUACAACAAAUUAAAGAAGAAGUAGCAUAUGAUGUAGAAGCAAGGUAUAAAAAAGAUGAUCGUAAUACACAUCGUUUUAAAGAAUGUACAACAAUGAAAAAGUUAACUACAAUGAAUUGCGAAUCCAUUAGUAUCAAAUUACGCAAAUGGGGUAAAAAAGACACAAAAAAAUCUGAUGAAAUAGAAAUGCAGGAAGAAGAAAAUGAUAAAUGUAAAAUUGUAAAACCUGGAGAAGGUUCUGCAGAACUCAUAAUGGAUACAAAUAUGUCAUUUGGUAAUGGUGGACCAAAUACAUGGGACGUAGAGGAAUCUUCAGAGGAAGAAGAUGAUAUUGAAAUUACUGAAGUAAAGAAGGAAGAAAAGAAAGUCAUAGAUGAUAUAGAGAUAAGCGGAGAUAGUGAAGAAGAAACUACUAGAGAACUUGAUUCAAAACUUUUAAUGUUAUAAAUAAUAUUAACAAACAUAAGAGUAUUUGUAUGAAAACCACUUUAUGUGAUGUUUCCUGACUUUUUCAGCGUUCAUCUUAUGAAUCUAAUGACAAUUAAAAAAUGAAAAAAUAAACAAUACUUUUAAUGUG
Megachile rotundata (alfalfa leafcutting bee) is the source of this 1487-nucleotide messenger RNA. RefSeq names its product exosome complex component Rrp45 (gene Rrp45). The record is from RefSeq and is a predicted model, not a curated record. Gene Ontology annotation, biological process: nuclear mRNA surveillance; U5 snRNA 3'-end processing; exonucleolytic trimming to generate mature 3'-end of 5.8S rRNA from tricistronic rRNA transcript (SSU-rRNA, 5.8S rRNA, LSU-rRNA). Gene Ontology annotation, molecular function: mRNA 3'-UTR AU-rich region binding. Lineage: Eukaryota; Metazoa; Arthropoda; Insecta; Hymenoptera; Megachilidae. Gene Ontology annotation, cellular component: cytoplasmic exosome (RNase complex); nuclear exosome (RNase complex).